AAAAAACUACCUCGCGCUUCGAUAGCCACAUUCUUGCUGUGAUUUAAUAGUGCAUAAUCAGAACUCGAAAGUAUGGUGUAUAUUUUGUGAUUCUACUCAAAAUCUCUGCGCCUAUAUCUCUCUCUUCCCUGAUAGAGAAUUUCAAGAUUUUCUUUAUCAUCAAAACCGAUUUAUGGGUGUCUCUAUUAUUAUACCCUUACUGUUCAUUCGAAACGAAGCUAAAUUCAAUUCCGAUAUUUUUAUGUACAGUAAUCAUAUUGUCUCCAUGUCCAUGAUCUUCUUCUUCUUUAAAGACAUGUAGAACUUUGAACUGUACCUUGUAAGACCUAAUACCGUUUUAUCGAUUUUCAGAAAUUAAUUCACUAGUUACCCUUUUAUUUUUUAUUUUUAUUUUUAUUUUCGUCUUCUUCUAUGCACGGUUUUUGAAGAAAAUCUAUGUGCUUUCUUUCGAAGUCUAUUUCUUGCCGUAUUUUUAUGUGUUCUGUUUAUUGAUUGGAUUUUUAGUGGGUUGUGUUUAUAUUUGUCGAAGCUGAAGUCUUCAAUUUGUUGAAGCUUGAGGAGCUGAAAGUGACACAUGGGCUUUGGUUUAGUUUAUGGUGAUAAGGAAUUAAUCUUUGAAGGGAAAUUAGGAAAUUUGAUAUGGAAUCACAAUUGGGAUUGAUUGGACAGUCACUUGACUUAAGAUACUCAGUAUGGGUUAGGGAAGCUCUAAAUGAAUUGCCUGACAGCUUCACUAUAACUGAUCCUUGCAUUUCUGGGCAUCCGAUUGUGUUUGCUUCAAAUGGAUUCUUGAAAAUGUUCGGUUACUCUGAGGAUGAGGUGAUUGGGAGAAAUGGAAGGGUGUUUCAAGGUCCUAGGACUGAUAGAAGGUCGGUUAUGGAGAUUCGGGAGGCAAUUCGAGAGGAGAGGGCUAUACAGAUUAGUCUAUUGAAUUACAGGAAAGACCGGACGCCAUUUUGGAUGUUGUUUCAUAUGUCUCCGGUUUUCAGUAAGGAGGAUGGUAGAGUGAUUCAUUUUGUGGGAGUUCAAGUGCCUAUUCCCAGGAGGCCAAAGUAUACUGGAUGCACUGUCGUGCGGAAUGCUGUGAAUUCGUGUGAGGAUGGAGCACAUUUUCGCAAGGGCAUGUUCGGGUGUUGUAGGAGGGAGGUAUGCUCAGAUACAGUCAUGGAAAUAGGACGUGCAUCAUCUCUGGAUUCAGUAUCAAGUCCCGAUGAUGGAGAAGAAGAAAUUAAUGAACCUUGUGAGGCAAGUGAGACAGAGAAGGGAAAAGCCAAUGCUGCUCUUAGUAAUAUUUUGUCCAUCCUGACCCACUAUAGUGAGUUGUCUGGCAAAUUGGUGUGUGGAAAGUGCUGCUGCUUAUCUGGGACGGGACGUCUUGUUUCGUCCUUAAAUAUAUCUCUUGGUAGAAUCAAACAAAGCUUUGUAUUAUCUGAUCCGCACUUACCUGACAUGCCAAUAGUGUAUGCAAGUGACAUGUUCUUGGAAUUAACCGGCUAUGCUAGACAUGAAGUAUUGGGGCACAAUUGUAGAUUUUUAAGUGGGCUGGAUACAGAUCCUGCAACUCAAUAUCAGAUAAAGGAAUGUAUUCGAACAGAGCAACCAUGUACAGUAUGUAUUCUAAAUUACAGAAAAGAUAAGACUCCGUUUUGGAAUUUACUUCACAUUGCACCUGUACGGAAUGCUUCGGGAAAGCCGUUCCCCUCCCUGCUCCAAGAAGGGAUAAUUGAAAGCAAAAAGUGAAUGAAGCAGUAACUUAAAGGAGGUUCAUAAUAUUUCUGAGAAGAAAAGAUUAUAUCCUUAUCAUGCUUGUGAAUUAGAUCAAGGCAGUCAUUUGAUUUUUUUAUUUUAGCCAACUCUCUGCUACUUUUCCCCUUCAAGUACUGGUCUAAAUAUUUUAUCUUACUUCUAGAACAUCACUGGCGUAUCUUUUUGUUGAACGGUCUUGUUGAUCGUUUAUUCUUCACACUGACUUGUCUUCAUAUGAAUGAGAGGUUCAUUGGUGCAGCUCUUGCAAAUUUCCCAAGGGCAUUGAUGGCUUUGUUUCAUCCAUCAUCCGUGCUGGAAAUUUUCUUCUGACAUCCUAUGU
Molecule: messenger RNA, 2086 nt
Organism: Olea europaea var. sylvestris
Lineage: Eukaryota; Viridiplantae; Streptophyta; Magnoliopsida; Lamiales; Oleaceae
Product: protein TWIN LOV 1
Exons: 7
Coding region: 640-1740 (366 amino acids)
Cellular component (GO): nucleus
Source: RefSeq, a predicted model, not a curated record